Molecule: messenger RNA, 544 nt
Organism: Striga hermonthica
Lineage: Eukaryota; Viridiplantae; Streptophyta; Magnoliopsida; Lamiales; Orobanchaceae
Source: the annotation of a GenBank genome assembly
CGUCGCGAUCGACGACACGCCCCCACGGGCCAAGAUUAGGCCGACGGUCGGAGAGGGUACGCGAACCACGAGCAACUACCGACGCUUAACGGAGGAUGAGAUACAAAGGCGAAGGGAAAAAGGCUUGUGUUUUACUUGCAACGAGAAAUUUACGCCAGGCCACAAGUGCAAAGGAAAAGAAAUUUUCGUGUUGGAAAUUGAGGAGGGACAAGAGGAAGAAAAACCGCAGGAGGAGUCUUGGUUGCACAUGGUGAAGUGCAACAAGCGUGGGCCUAGGAUGAUCAAAUUCACGGCCGAGGUGAAAGACACGUUGUUAGAGGUUCUGGUGGACAGUGGGUCAAGCUUAAACUUAGUCGACGAAAAGAUAGCCCAAAAGCUGAAGCUAGAGCCCACGAAGGUCAAGAAGUUUGGUGUCAAGGUGGCCAAUGGACACGAGCUGCAAGGAAGUCAACUAUUCAAAAAGGUCCCGAUAAUGGCACAAGAUCACGAGCUGGAGAUUGAUCUUUAUGCCUUACCACUUAAGGCAACCGAUAUUGUGCUCGGA